This is a messenger RNA of Cucurbitaria berberidis CBS 394.84, 1458 nucleotides long. RefSeq names its product thioredoxin-like protein. Gene Ontology annotation, cellular component: cytosol. NCBI's taxonomy places the organism in Eukaryota, Fungi, Ascomycota, Dothideomycetes, Pleosporales, Cucurbitariaceae. Gene Ontology annotation, biological process: cell redox homeostasis; cellular response to stress; response to oxidative stress. Gene Ontology annotation, molecular function: thioredoxin peroxidase activity. The transcript has 6 exons. Bases 345 to 1004 code for a protein of 219 amino acids. The record is from RefSeq and is a predicted model, not a curated record.
GCCAGACCAGUUCGAACCUCCGAGGCUUAUACCAAACGUGCAAGUGUGUCCAAGACGCGUGUCGCAAUUUGUCUGCUGAUAACUUGACUCUAAAUUCCACUUUGCUACACAUUAUCUUGAUUCUUAUUUUACACACACCGUAUACUCCACUCGUCCAAUCGAUUCGUCCCCGUCCGCCUCGUGCGCUGUCUAGACCCCCACGUCACGCCGGACACAUACCGCCGUUGUGCAACCUUGAUAUCGAAGCUCUGCGAACCAUAUCAAGUCCUACCAGACUUGCGCUUUUGACUGGACCCCCAAACUGCGUGGUAUUACCUACCGAAACCUAAUCACAAACUUUCGCCAUGGCUUUCCCUGCGUACGCACCCAAGGCGCGUGUCCAGAGACCUGCACCACCAUUUGCAGGCACCGCAGUCGUCGAUGGCACAUUUGAAGACCUCAGCCUAACGGACUACACCUCCAACAAGCAAUGGCUGGUCCUAGGCUUCGUCCCCAUGGCCUGGACCUUUGUGUGCCCAACGGAAAUCAUUGCAUUCAGCGACCGGGCCGCCGACUUCGCUGCGCGCGGCGCCCGCGUCGUCUUCGCCAGCACGGACAGUGAGUACAGCCUGCUCGCAUGGACCAACGCCAGCAAGAAGGACGGUGGCCUGGGUAAAAUCAACAUUCCGCUGCUGAGCGACAAGAACCACAGUGUCAGCAAGGACUACGGCGUGCUGAUUGAGGAGGAGGGUAUUGCGCUGCGUGGGCUGUUUUUGAUUGAUCCCCAGGGAACGAUUCGCCAGAUCACAAUCAACGACCUCCCUGUUGGCCGUAGCGUAGACGAAACUCUCCGUCUAAUCGACGCUUUCCAGUUCACUGACAAGUACGGCGAGGUCUGCCCUGCAAACUGGAGCCCAGGCGAUGACACCAUCAAAGCCACGCCCGCGGGCAACAAGGCUUACCUCGACAAGAUCCACCCCGACACCAACAUGUCGGAUGUAGCCAAGACAAACGGAACGUCGUGAUCGGGCAAUCGCAUUCGUGAGGUGGCUGGUUUGAUCUUGCCGUGUUAGCAUGCAUGCUUUUGUCAUCGCUGUUGCGGUGGCGGUGGCGCUUGUGGUGGCUUUUGUUUGCAUUUUGGCAUUGCUUUGGCGCUAGUAAAGACCUGGGUUAAUUUUGCUCUUCAACAAGAAUCGUCGAGGACCAUUUCGAGCAGCGCUGGACAUGUUUUGCAACCCUUAUCGUCAGCCAUUCCUGGCCUUAUUGUAGCUUACUACAGUCCAUAUCAUCAAGAUUUGCACAUUCAUGUGAAGUUGAUGAAGAACAUCGAGUUACCCACAAAAGAUGUGAUCAUCGUCUGCGCCCUAGUUGAGCUGUUGUUAGUCUGUAAGGUUGUACUUUGAGUGCAGAGAUAUUUGUAAUUACGUAGAAUCUCUAGGGUAGGCCAAGUUAACAGUUAACUAUAAUAUUAGACCUCAA